AUGUUCUUGGUUACUUUAAUAUUCAUAGCACUUAUUAAUUACGUAAACUCAGAUUGUAUCAUCGAUGAAAGAACACCGAAUAAAAUUUAUAUGGGCAAACUCUUCGACCUUCUUAAUUCUACGGACGCGCCAUGCAAAGAUGCGACAGUGGUAGCUCUUAAGUUUAGUGUAAGGAACUUCUACUUUGACAAAAGCGAAACGCUGUUUAAUACAUUUAUUUGGAUUAUAUUCUCAUGGGAGGACCCAAGGUUCAAAUGGAACCCAGACAAUUAUGACGGCAUUGACUCUUUUCUUGUUCCUUUUUUUUUCAUCUGGUCGCCCUUACCCAUUUUACACCAUAUGAGGGAGUUCAACGAGAUGGAGUUCCUGAACUACGAAUCUAGGUACUGUAAAAUUCAGAAUACUGGUCGGAUUAUGUGUGCCACGAAGGGAAUAUACACGACCAAUUGUCAUUCACAAUUGAAGAACUGGCCGUACGACAUACAAACAUGUGCACUAAAGUUUCACAUCAGGGAUGGGAUAAAGGACAAUGUUACGUUUACAUUUAACUCAACGCGAGGUUUAUAUGCACUUGGAGCAGAAUACGGCUCAGGAUGGAACAUUAUUGACUUUAGUGCUGUUGAAAACGCUACAGGAGAGGUGAAGAUAUCUCUGAGAUUCGUUGUUGAAAGGCAAGCGCUUGGAGUUGUGAUUUCCGUUGUCAUGCCAUCAAUAACAGUGGCUGUUUUAACUCUAACUUCUCUAAUUUUGGAUAUAAAGGAUCGUGAUCGUUUGUAUCUCGCUAUAUUCAGUUUGAUUAUAAAUGUAUCUUUAUUGAGUGUCAUGGGCGAGCUCAUACCCCAUCAAGGGCACGAUACACCGUCGAUAUUAUAUUACAUUAAUGACUCUAUUGUUUGUUUAGACUUGUUAUUAAGAGUACAAUGUGAGUAG
Messenger RNA from Melitaea cinxia (Glanville fritillary), 930 nucleotides. Its product is annotated as acetylcholine receptor subunit beta-type acr-3-like. The record is from RefSeq and is a predicted model, not a curated record. Gene Ontology annotation, molecular function: transmembrane signaling receptor activity; extracellular ligand-gated monoatomic ion channel activity; neurotransmitter receptor activity. The transcript has 2 exons. The coding region runs from base 1 to 930 and encodes 309 amino acids. Gene Ontology annotation, biological process: signal transduction; chemical synaptic transmission; nervous system process. NCBI's taxonomy places the organism in Eukaryota, Metazoa, Arthropoda, Insecta, Lepidoptera, Nymphalidae. Gene Ontology annotation, cellular component: neuron projection; synapse; membrane.